Amoebophrya sp. A120 is the source of this 4244-nucleotide messenger RNA. The record is from the annotation of a GenBank genome assembly. NCBI's taxonomy places the organism in Eukaryota, Dinophyceae, Syndiniales, Amoebophryaceae.
GGGAUUCCUACGGAAAUAAUCCGUCCACUGGUUACACCUAAUUUUUCCGGAAGAAACGAAGUUAGAACCAAAGACCAAAUAACACCAGCUAUGGGCGCAGGUAGCACCGACGGGCCUCAUGUCACCGUGAGCGUGAGCUCGAAGGGUGGCGGGGGUGGAGGUUGCUGCAGCGGUUCCACCUCGUGCAAAACCACAGCCAGUUCCUCUUCAAGCCGGGGUGCAGAAAAAGUCCAGUUCGCAGCAGCGCCCGAAACCGUCGUUUCGCCAGCAUUGACAGCAGCAACGUCUUCUUCCACAACAACAGCGACUGCUAAUGCAGGCACAAUACAAGAACCUUUCGAGUCCUCGAUAGGAGCGCCAGGUCGCGGGGUCGCCGGAAGAAACAUGCACGAAGCCGCACAGUACAGUAAAGCAGAUAAACCCACAUCUCAGCUUACUCCACUAUGGGCCUGCAAGUUCCUGUAUUUUCUCCAGCUGGGGUGUGCAGCGUCGCUGGUGCGGUUCCUGGUGGUGCUCUACACCGACCUCGGGAUUGGGCCGAAGUUUAUCGGGUACCUGAUGUGCCUGGAUCCGCUGAUGUGCUUCGUUGGGCAGAUUUUCUGGGCUUCCAUCUGCGACUUCACGAAAGUACACAAGCUCGUCUUGUCCAUUUCCUCCGGGCUCGCGGUGGUUUUCUACCUCGGGUUAAAUGCGUACAAGGAGAAUCUAACCUGCGUCUUCGUGUUCGUGGGGCUCGCCGCAUUCUGCCGGGCCGGCGCGCAGGGAAUCCAGGACGCGCUGUGCCUGUCGGUGUUGAAACAGCAUUCUGGUAGAGAUUUUCAAGUUGCAACAUGAGCAUUUCUCGCAGCUUCGUCACGAUGAGAAAUUUAUUUUCGGCAUGUAGGUAUAAGACAAAGGCAAAGCGAAAGACCACAGCUGGGCCGCAGUCUUUUUCCUUGUGCGCACCUCCACCUCGAGACGUUUAACACUGCCCGCGCGCAACAAUUUUUGUUUCCAGGUGCCGAAGACGACGAAUCUUACGGCGGGCAGCGCAUGUGGGGCGCGGUGGGGUGGGGCACGAUGGCGUUCUUGACGGGGUUUAUGGUUGACCACUACGGCACUGGGUACAUGUUUGUCUCCUACACGGUCGGGACACUGAUCUCCAUCACGGUCUUGCUGGUUUAUUUCCCCGGCGGGGCGCCGGGCGACUUGGCGGUCAUGUCCCCGACUUUCACGCCGGCUGAAGCGAGGAGGAAGAAGCUGUUGCGGUAUUAAGGCGAGUUUUGGGGUUGUAUGAUUGAAAAUGAUCUUCAAGACUUACACUCCAUGCGCGUAUGAACAUGAAGCGCAUGAUCUUAGAAUACGGCGUGUGUGAAGAUGUCCUUGAUCAUCCGCAGCACAGUCCUGCUCUUAUCUCGCGCGUCAGCACAACACAAACACAAUUAUGUCAGGUUUCGCGCCAUGUGGUUCUUCGCGAACCUGGUUGUUUACGGCACUUGCAUGGCCAUGGUGGAGACCUUUCUCUUCGUCUACCUGGAGCGUGAUUUCCAGCCGCCGGCGGAGAAGUCGCUGCUGGGCCUUUCGAUCGCGGUGAUGUGUUUGUUCGAGCUACCGGUGUUUUUCUACUUUAACCGGGCCUUGGAGAUCCUCUCCGAGAGGACGGUGUUGAAUCUGUGUCAUCUAGUCUUCGCGUUGCGGUGCCUGCUCUACGUGAUGCUGCCCCGCGACCAGGUGUGGACGGUGCUGCUGGUCGAGCCCUUGCACGGAGUAACCUUCGCCGCCAUGUGGACUGCCAGCGUGCACUACGCCCAGAACAACGCGCCACGAGGUACUUUUUUAUUUUUGAUCAUCAUGUCAGAAGAAAAAGAAUAGAACUUCUAAAACAUCGAAAUCCUCAUGGUAAGCGUGUUUGGAAAUUUGUUCUCGUCUUGAUUUACUGCCUAGUGUAAGCGUGCGUGGUGCAGCUGCUCCGCAGACUGGCAGUGCCAUAGAUCGUUAUUUUUUAAUUUAGAUUCCUAUCGCGCUGGUCCUGGUCGGCCAAAUUGAAAUCAAACCCAAAGAUCUUGAAGAUAGGAUUCAUUUAGAGAUGUAGGCGCUGUGGCCGCUACUUGCUAGCACCUCCUUCGCGUCAGUACUUCUACCUGAAUUUCACCACUUCUUACAAUGCAAUGGUGAUUCCUCAGUCUUCCAGCUUGAGAUCGGAUCGCAACGCUCUGAGACAAAAUCGCAGUUCUCAUUCGGGAUUCUAGCCACAGAGGGAGAGCCUCUUUCUGAGCGGGCCUCUUUUCUGCCAUAGUUUCCCAAAAAUACUGAUCCAAUACACAACCGCUUUAAAUGGGGUGUGGCGCUAAUGAAAUGCACCUCACUCUGGCGUUUGAGAAUUGGGACAUUUACUUUUCAACCUCGUCCUGCAGCGAUCUACUUCACCUUGAUCGGUCGCUGAAACAGAGCAAGUCGAAACCGCGUGAUGAAAAAUUGUGUGUCUGGUGAGGUUUUUCAGACCAGCAGAUGGUUUCUUCUAGGGAAGCUUGGAACGCCCAGAGUGGGUCUACGCUUUCUCAAUGAAUUUUGGGUCUGCGUCCCAUGCCUGCUUUGGGUCAUGUACAAGUCACUUUCUGGUGGUGACUGUCUGCUGGUCUGAACUCCGAGGAUAAUCAACAAAGGAUUAUGAGAGCUGAGACUGGUUUUGCGGUUGCUCAAGUCAUUGACACUGACUUCCACUUUAUUUAUUAGUAUGAAAAGCAAGGGAAAGUCCACUAUGAUGACACAAACUAACAUUUCCAAAGUUCUUUGCUGAAGCGCUCGCGCUCAGUGUUGAACAAAAAGUAGGGUAAAAGCUGACAGUAAGCAAGAAUGAUAUAUCGUGCGCCUCGUAUGACAGAGUCUUUGGCCGUGCGAACGGAGUAAGUGCAUGAGUCAUGUUUCUAAAUUCGACCGGUCUAUUCUUUGUAUUCUUGCUACUGUGAUGACAGAAACUAUAGAACCUUCAACAAGUUCUGCGUCUGAAGCGCUCGCGCUCAGUGUUGAACAAAAAGUAGGGUAAAAGCUGAUCAAGCAAGAAGGAUGUACUGUUGCGCGUGGUGCUAACGCAUGACAGAGAAUUUAGUCCUUGCGAACUGCGCUCGUUGAGUAAUUCAUUGUUCUAGAAGAUACUGGUCUAUUUCUGAAAUUGUGAUGACAAAAACUAUAGAACCUUCAACAAGUUCUCCGUCUGAAGUGCUCGCGCUCAGUGUUGAACAAAAAGUAGGGUAAAAGCUGACACCACAGAAAUAAGCUUUACAACGAAUACUUUACCUACUAGAUGCAGCAGCUACAUGUUGACAAGUGCUACAUUGAAGCGCAAGUCCGCAUGAGAAAUGACUUCUCUCAACACCUCUAUCAGGGCUCGAGACCACGAUGCAAGCAGUGUGUAACGGACUUUACCAACAGCUUGGUUUCUCUAUCGGCUCCCUCUUCUGGGGCCGCGUGAUUGAUUCUUACGGUUUCGAUUUUGCCUACUACGCCUGUGGUGUGGUGGUUCUCGUGUGGGGCGCGGUGUGGGCACUUGGGUGGAGAAUCCACGAGAAAUACGAGGUGCAAAACGUCGCCCUGCAGCGAAAACUGCUGUUCGACGCGUGAAGGAGCGGAGGGACAGCGCAGCUACCGGACGAGCGCUUCAAAGGCGCGUGUCAGUACCAGGACCGCGGUUGACCUCUUGCGAGGGUACGGCUAUGGAGCUUGUCCUGGCUUCAAAAAAGACUCCCGAUGAUCGAGACGGAUGGAUCAAUCCGACAGGAUGUGUCAGUCCGUUUCUUUGUGAAAUCUGAUGGAUGCCGCAUUUCUGCGAUCUUCACUGGUUGGUGGUGCCACGACAUCUGUAUGAAUUGUUUCAAGAUGGUACUACGUAUGUAUGAACUGUUUCUAAAUGGUGCGAUAGCGGCCUCUACUUACUAUUUUUUGAAGAUUUCAUGAUAUGAUAGGUAUAGGAUGGUUCGAGCGCGAAAAAAUCGACUUUCAAACUGUUUCCGUUUCGAUGUAGCAACGAAAUCUGCAUUUGGAAAUGCGGAGCCAGGGGCGCAGCCGUUUUUCCGUAAUUUUUCUGUGUUAAUGACUUUGUGAACCUGCGCAUACACUUACGUGCAGCUGAAGCUGUCGAUGCAGAGCACCGUGAUCCAAAUUUUCCAAACUUCAAAUAAUCCAAACUUCCGUAUUUUUUGUAUCAUGUAGUCGUGGAUCUCUCAAAAUCUAAAUCACGAAGCAGAUCUGCCGGAAUUCUGUCUGAUCCC